Messenger RNA from Eupeodes corollae, 3229 nucleotides. RefSeq names its product sarcolemmal membrane-associated protein (gene Slmap). NCBI's taxonomy places the organism in Eukaryota, Metazoa, Arthropoda, Insecta, Diptera, Syrphidae. Gene Ontology annotation, molecular function: protein binding. The transcript has 3 exons. The record is from RefSeq and is a predicted model, not a curated record. Bases 136 to 2700 code for a protein of 854 amino acids.
UAUCUAGUAUGUGGCUAAUCAAAAACUACAUUGCCGACACUUGAGGGAAAAUUCGCUUGACGUUUUAUUUUAAUGAUUUUCUUUGUACGGAAAAAAAUCUCAGAAUUCCAUUAUCGUGAUUAUUUUUGCUAAGUUAUGGUAAUUGCUAGUAAUGAAUGGCUGAAUUAUGAUGAUGUUAAAAAGCAAUCGCAAAUAAUUGAAACUAAUGCUCUCAUGAUGGCUGCACCUUCGUCUCUACCACCUUCUUCCGUGUCGACAGUAUCAGCAAUUGGGGCUCCAAAUGUAAACCCAGGUACGCUAACAUCAAUGGGGAACAAUGGAACGGCCACCAUUCUGAAUGAUUCUUCCGAUUGCGAAGAAUCCGGAUGUGAUUCGAAUGUGGCUCGAAUGGUACUUGUUUGUCAACCCGACUCCCAUCCCUUCCAGACUCGCACCAUUUACCUUACCCCAAAUAUUGAAUGCAAAGUUGGUCGCUCGAUUGCAAAGAGCAAAUCGUCUGACAACAAUGCCAUAUUUGAUUGCAAAGUGCUUUCUCGAACCCAUGCCGUCCUUUGGUAUUCAAACGAUGGAAAGUUUUACGUCAAGGACACGAAAAGUUCUAAUGGAACGUUCAUAAACGAUCGCAAAAUCAAUUCUUCAGAACCAGUCGAAUUGAAUUUUGGCGAUGUUGUAAAGUUUGGCGUUGAAGUAAUGGAAAAUUCACGCAAAGAGGUCCAUGGAUGCAUUAUUGCAUCUGUAAAACCAUAUUUACCUGAUGGCAGGGAAGCCAUUUCAAUCACCCAAGAUAGCCCAUUUCGGGGAGACAGCCGAAUCUCUUUUGAAGAACUCCAUCGAUUAAACCUGUACAUGCAAGAGACGUCCCAGCGGGAGAAGCUACUCAAAGCAAAACUGCAAAAUAUUCAAAAUAUUCUCGACGCCACACGAAAAAAUUCAACCAUCUGCUGGCAAUCGAUGAUCGACGAAGAUCGAUUAUUGAAUCGCAUAGAUUUGCUAGAGAAUAAGUUGCAAUUUUUGCAAAAGAGUUCACCUGUCGAUCAACUUAAGGAAGAAAUCCUUAAGCUGCAAGAAGAAAAGUUCACCUAUCAAAAUUCAGCCAAAGAAGCCUUAAGCAAAGUGUACCAAGAGCGUAUGGAAGCAAUGCAAAAAUUAUCUAAAGUCGAGCGUGACUAUACGUGCAGCGAGAACGAAUGCUCGUUACUACGAGAUCAAAUUCGAUACACAAAGCAAAAUCUACAAGACGUUAAUACCCGUUUGUUAAGCCUGGAGAAGGAGUACAGUGAGUAUAAGGACCAAGUAGAAAAGUGUCAGCGUGAAACAAACGAAGAGCAGAACAAUUUCGAAGCGGCAGUUGCCGAUUUAGCUGAUAAGCUUAAAGAUAGUGAAACAGAAUGCGAGCAGUACAAAAAGAAAAUUGGAGAGUUAUUGAUCCAACGCUCAGAGCAAUUAGAUGAAGAAGAACAAAAAAGAAAGGAAAAACAAACCGAUGAAAGCGUAGUUGACGCCGCCAAUGCAACAAAUUAUGUCGCCACUGUGAAGACAAAUGACAGCAGCAGCACUACAACUACCAUAACAGACGUUAUUGAGGCUGACGAAAAUAACGACAACGAAAACGACCAACUCAGUCAUGAUGAGAAGAAAACUAAUCUUGCUGCCAACAAAUCAACAAUUAUGAAAUGGCUCGAGAAUUCAGAUUUGAAUUCAAAAGAAGGAUCCCUCGAUAUAAUGAAAGCAAUAUGCAAUGAGUCCGAUUCCAGUGAGGAAAGUGAAAAUAACGAUGAGGUUGAGAAAUCAUCAACCGACACCAACAACACAACCAGCACAGCAACACCAUCGCCCAUUAUGUAUUCAGAGCAAAUCAGUAAUAAAUUACAACUUGUUGAUAAGAAUCUUGUGCAGCUAGAGACAGAGCUAGGCAAUACACAUGCAAAAAUCACGGGUGUUGAAAAUGGUAUUGAUCAGCUUGAAAAUGUGUCAUACCAGUUGCUCAAUUACACUGUUUCGCUUCUGCGAGAAACAUACUUUGAGAUGUGCGGCAAACAAGAUAUCCCAAUACGUAUGUGUACAGAAGCAAAACCGACCCAACAACUUCAGCAAUUACAAACGCAAAUGACACUUGUAAACGACACAGAGGACGAACAGUACAAAGCGGACGUUGUCCGACAAAGCCAAGAUUUAGCAAAUUAUCAAAAUGAAGUUCUAAAACUCCAGCAACAGCUCGAAAACAAGGAAUCUAAAACUUUGAUCCAAGUAAAUGAACUUCAAUCCGAAUGUGAAGUUUUAAAAGAUAAAAUUUCGGAUCUUACGAAAUUAAUUGAGAAUUUAAACGAGAAAAACGAAACUUUAGAAAGAGAAGUCGCUGAAAAUAAAUCAAAAAGUACAAUAGACAAUGAGCCGAAUAGAGAUGAGGAAAUCAUGAAUAAUUCGACUCGUUCAAUGAACUCAACAGAAGAGUCAUUGGAAAAACUCAUCGAAGAAGAAAAAAUUGCCAUGAAUAGUGCCGCGGUAUUGAAGGAGGAGGAAUUGAUACUCUACAAAGAGAGAUUCGGACAGACACAAGCUGAAAAUCUAAAGCUGAAGCGUGAAAUCGCAGAACUUAAAUUAAAGUUCGAAGAUUUGGCUAAAGCCAUUUUCAGAAAGUCCCUUACAUAUGUAACUGUAUUUGUCGCUCUAAUUGUAUAUUUUAUAUUCUCGUAUAUUUAAGUGCUUUCAAAAUCAUUCACACACACACAUAAUUUCUACUACACACGAAGCCAACCAUUUAUCGAUUCAUAACACCAUAUUUUGGGUUAUUCGUGUUGCUUGACUGUUUCAUUGCAUCAACAUGAAUAACCCACUUUAUAAUCAUCAUAAUGUAUCACUAUAAUUUUUUUUUGUAAUACAAUAAGCUGCUUUUUAUAUUUUGUGUCUAAACUGUUUUCUGUUGAUAAGCUCUUGCUCUUCAUGAACAAAAAAAUCAUCAUUUCUGAGAAUUAUGCCACAUAGAAACUCGAUUUUGUAUCAAAAUAAAAUCUAAAAUUAUAUUAUUGGGUUCCCAUGUCUAUUGUCUGGGCCAUAAAUCAUUGGAAACACUUAUUAUAGAAAUCACAGAACAAAACAAAAUGUUUUUUUAAACUUGUUUGAAUGCGUUAUAUGCAUUUACACAAACGCUUUAUUAUAUGUAAAUUAAUCCAAGCUCAUGUAAUCAAUCUGAGGAGGAAGCGCAGUUUUAGAAGCGAAAACAAAAACAAAA